UGUAUAUAAUUGGUUAUUUUUAUAGGAAGUUGAUAGAUAACUCCCUCAAAAUUCAUAUAAAAGAAGUCGUUUUGAAUUACUCCAAGUAUUCUUUUAUGACUUGUGUCAUUUAAACUACGUUAACGUUUUAUUUCAACAUUAAAAAAUAAAAUGCUUUGUCUUCGAAUAUUGGUGAUUUGUUUAAUGGUAAUAAAAGGAUACAAUGGAUAUCCUGCAACAAGUCAUAAGGCAACACAUGGACAUUCAAUUCCACCAGUAACAAGAUUUUCUCGUCCAAGCAAAGAAAAUAUUGACAGUCAAGAAAUAUAUUUAAAAAUUAAAUCAUUAGCACCAGAAGAAAGACAAAAUGCAUGGGAAAUGAGUGGUCUAUUUGAAGGUGAUAUAAUGGAAAAUAAAAAUGUUGCUAGAAAUGGUCUAACUGAUGAUGAAUUUAGAUGGCCAGAUGGAAUUGUUCCUGUCUUUAUUAAUGAGGAUGAUUUUGAUCAAGAAGAUAUAGCAAUGAUUAAAGCGGCUUUAAAGGAAUAUCAUGAAAAAACAUGUUUAAGAUUCAGGGCUUACAAUGAAAAAGAUAGUGAUUAUGUUGUAUUUCAAGGUAGUGAAGCUGGAUGUUGGUCAUCAGUUGGUAGACAAGGUAAAGAACAAGUUAUUAAUCUUCAAAAUCCAGGAUGUAUGAAACAUGGAACAAUUGUUCAUGAAAUAAUGCAUGCUGUUGGAUUUUAUCAUCAACAAAGUAGCUUUGAUCGUGAUGAAUAUGUUAAAAUUAUUUGGGCUAAUAUUGAAAAAGGAAAAGAACAUAAUUUUGAAAAAUACGAUUCAAAUACUGUGACUGAUUAUGGAGUUGGAUAUGAUUAUCAAAGUGUCAUGCACUACAGCAGUAAAGCAUUUUCAAAAAAUGGAAAUAUGACAAUUGUCCCAAAGAAAGAAGAUGAAAUAAUUGGACAACGAAAUGGUAUGAGUGAUAAAGACAUGAUAAAACUUGGUGCUAUGUACAACAGUGAAUGUAAAAAACGUGAUGAAAAAAAUGAUGAAGAAAUUAUCACAGAAAUAACUGAUUCACUAACAUGGCUAUUUGACUAAUUAAUUUUUAACUAUCUACCGCGAAAUAUUAUAUAUAUUAAGAAAAAAAAAUGUGUAAAAUAUUGUAUGUAAAUUUGAAUAAAAAAUAUAAUUAUUUUAAAAAUAAAA
Molecule: messenger RNA, 1185 nt
Organism: Aphidius gifuensis
Lineage: Eukaryota; Metazoa; Arthropoda; Insecta; Hymenoptera; Braconidae
Product: low choriolytic enzyme
Exons: 5
Coding region: 151-1077 (308 amino acids)
Biological process (GO): proteolysis
Molecular function (GO): metalloendopeptidase activity; zinc ion binding
Source: RefSeq, a predicted model, not a curated record